CCCCACCAUCGCCAUCACACCACGGGAAAGAAAAAGGAAAAAAGGAGCUUCCUUUCUUCUCCCCCGCUCCUCGGAUUGGAUCCCUCCCCUUCCCUCCUCUGAUUCCAUUCCGUUGGAGCCCUCCUUUCUUGAUCUCAUCUCUCCCCUGAUUGGUUCAGACAGGACUGCCGGCGCCCCUCCCUCCGCUGCCUCGCUCCCCACGGCGGCGAGGCGAGACCCACCGGCGACGCGCGGCCAGCCCUGAAUUGAAUCAGCUACCAUGGCGGCCUUGCCGUUAGCCACGGCGGAAGUCUGCGACGCCAACUCGCACCUCAUCACCGGCGGCGAGCUGCGCGCGCUGCAGCCCAUCUUCCAGAUCUACGGGAGGCGGCAGGUCUUCGCGGGCCCCGUCGUGACGCUCAAGGUGUUCGAGGACAACGUGCUGGUGCGCGAGUUCCUGGAGGAGAAGGGCCAGGGCAGGGUGCUGGUGGUGGACGGCGGCGGCAGCCUGCGGUGCGCCAUCCUGGGCGGCAACCCCGUCCAGCAGGCGCAGAACAACGGGUGGGCGGGCAUCGUGGUGAACGGGUGCAUCCGGGACGUGGACGAGAUCAACGGGUGCGACAUCGGCGUGCGCGCCCUCGCCUCGCACCCCAUGAAGGCCAACAAGAAGGGGAUGGGCGAGAAGCACGUCCCGGUCACCAUCGCGGGCACCAGGAUCUGCGACGGCGAGUGGCUCUACGCCGACACCGACGGCAUCCUCGUCUCCAGGACCGAGCUCAUCGUGUAGGAGAGGCUGACGCCUCGUUGGUCGUGUUGUUCCACUCUGUGGUUGUAUUUGCUUGUCUGUAACAUGAUGGAUGAACUGGGCUCUGCAUAAGAGAGGAGGGUGCUUGCUGUUGCUGCCUCUGCCCUCCCUUAUUGAAUCAUGUUGUAUCUGAACUUCAGAUUCAGAAGCCUGUAAUAAUUGUCAUGUUGUAAUGCUGUUGCUGCCUCUG
Messenger RNA from Triticum dicoccoides, 974 nucleotides. RefSeq names its product putative 4-hydroxy-4-methyl-2-oxoglutarate aldolase 2. The record is from RefSeq and is a predicted model, not a curated record. Lineage: Eukaryota; Viridiplantae; Streptophyta; Magnoliopsida; Poales; Poaceae. The transcript is spliced from 2 exons. Gene Ontology annotation, molecular function: ribonuclease inhibitor activity. Bases 260 to 766 code for a protein of 168 amino acids. Gene Ontology annotation, biological process: regulation of RNA metabolic process.